GAAUUUCUCUACAUUUCUCCUACAGAAGGCCUAUAUUCAGAUUAUCUCAUUCAUACUUUGUUCGCCUCAUUUGACUGCAUUACCGAAAAUUGAUAUUUUACAUCAGACUCACAAGUCAAAAUGGGACAGAUAUUUUUGAAUGUUAAAAACAAUUUCAAAUACAAAUAAGCUCUUUAUACCCUUUUUUCGUCCGUUUCCAAUAUAUUUUGUAAGGGACUUUUAAAUUAAUUUCAAGCAAUGGACCCUACAGGCGAGGAAGACUAUCGUUCACAUUUGAGGACACAUUUUAGGCAUAUAAUUAAGAAUCCGAAAUUACAAGUAAGCACCAAUAGUACCGUCCCAAGUACCGUGGACCGUUCCAAAUUGGCAGAGUUUUACCAACAGCAGCAGUGUACGGCGCAGCAAUACAAGGAUCAUGUGCAGCGUACGCAAAAGUUAAAUGAAUACGACAACUACCAACAGCAGCGCAGACAAGCAUCGCAUUUAAGCGGUGGCGAUGCAGACCGCGCACUCCAUGAUGCACAUGUCCCUGAUCUUAGUAGUCAAGCCGAUAGUUACCGUGGCAGCUGCUACAAUGAAAGAAACGGUUUUAAUCGCCAAUCUCACUUCAAGUCAAAGGCAAUGGCUGCACUGCCAGUGCCCGGCGGCGCCAAUCAACAUAAAUACCAUAGUGAUGACGCCAAAGUGUUUUUAUAUGAAACUGACUCUAAUAUUGGCGGCGGUGGACCUGGUUCUGAGGAAAGCAAUAAAUCUCUGAAGUCUUCGAAAACAGUGGUGAGUAAGAAGAGUUCG
Molecule: messenger RNA, 792 nt
Organism: Rhagoletis zephyria (snowberry fruit fly)
Lineage: Eukaryota; Metazoa; Arthropoda; Insecta; Diptera; Tephritidae
Source: RefSeq, a predicted model, not a curated record